Molecule: messenger RNA, 1849 nt
Organism: Bolinopsis microptera
Lineage: Eukaryota; Metazoa; Ctenophora; Tentaculata; Lobata; Bolinopsidae
Exons: 2
Coding region: 412-1548 (378 amino acids)
Source: RefSeq, a predicted model, not a curated record
UAUAAUAUCUAUAACAACUUUUGUUUUUGACAACAAGUAACGUGUUUGAAGUUAGAAGGGUGUAUUGAUGAUUCACUCGGCCACUCAGCAUCAGAACAAAGUUAUGUUACGAAAUAAUCCGUUGAGUAGAUAACAUGAAACCCUGAUCCCGACUGAUUGUACUUUCUCUGUACCUUCCCUUGAUCUUCAGUAGUAUAGGUACACGUGUUCUUUUCUUUGUACAUUUUAUUGUGGAGUUGCCAUAUUAGUAGCGUUCUGUUUUAUUUGCGAUUUCAAACCAUCACAGUGAUAGGUAUUAUUGGGAUGAUCGCUUCUGGUGAUAGGCAACAUACUUGAUAGAAAGACAAUCCGUCCUAACGCAUCUAUUAAAAGAACAGGCAUCUAUUAAGCAGUUUCGGGUUCGUCUUAUCGAUGAAAAAGGGGAUAGUAUCCUCUUACCAGCGGAUGAAGAGACUGCUCUCCAACCCUGGAGACAUCCCCCCGGAGGAAGCACCCGUCCGGAAGAAACCAGAGAUCCUCCAUCUGGGACUACAGCCUCGCGAGUCUGCACCGUCUACUUCAGAGGAACCACCCGGACUUGAUCCGUUCUAUGACGAGAUUAACAUGUCAGUUGAUGAAGGUAGCAAGAUUGACGAGGAGAGCCAGGGAGAAGGUGAUGAAGAGACCCAGAGAGAAGAUGACGAGGAGUUUGAGUACAGUUAUGCUAGGCUGGAUAGACGUUUCAGCACUGGUAGUGGUCACAAGAAGAAACAACCCCCUGUCACCCCUCGCCCUCGGAUAGAGUUAGAACCCAUGUAUGAUACUGUUGAUAGAAAGAACAGCUCGUCAGGAAACCAUGAAGAAGAAGAGGAAGAGACUUAUUCUCUCCUGCAUAAAAUCCCCAUACCUCAAAAUAAAGAAGAAGAAGAAGAGAGAUUUAGUCAAGGCCACUAUGAUGACAUAACAGAGUUCCAAGGAAGAAUGUUCUUAGUGACAGCUGAGGAGCCCAUAAAAAGGCGACAAAGUAACAACAAACCAAUCAACCUACCUUCUUCAUCCGAACAGAACCUAUCUCAAGGUGACAAGAGAAAGAGUGUUCACUUGGAGCUCCUAUCCAAAAUGCAGACUCACUUAAAUGCGGGUGCACUUAAAGCAGCGCUUAACAAACGCUUCUCUGUACAAAUUGAGUCUAAUGGACCUGAUGAGGAUGUUCCAAUAUAUAAAUUAGCUAACAACCAACCCCAGAAGAAGGAACUAGAGAUGACUUACAGCACUCAACUCCAACCCCAUAAGAAAGAACUAGAGAUGACAUACAGCACUCAACUCCAACCUCAGAAGAAAAAACUAGAGAAAACGUACAGCACUCAAUUGCAACCCCAGAAGAACCAACUCCAGAAAACGUACAGCAACCACUUGCAGCUACACUCUCUGGCGUCUCUGAACCUCAUUUCUAGUGUUGCUGAAGAGGGUAACAAGGAUACAGAGGAUUGGGAUGACGAUGUGGAGGGUCUGUACGAUACUCCAGAUGAAUACUCUAUACAAAGAGGAGACAAUUGGAGGGGCAGAUAAAAAGAUUUACAGCUAAUCGAUUCCUUAUAAUAUAAGGUGAAAAAUAAGACAUGAAGUAUAUCAGAGGAACUCUUAGGAAGUUAAGAAACUGCUUGUUCGGCAGAAGGCAUUUCACAUGAUUUAAAAUGAAACAGAAAAUGCCACUUUUUAUAAUUUGGUUUUAAGUGGACACUUAACUGGUUGUUGUUAUUUUUGUGAAUGUCGUUAUAAUUAUGGAAUCCUAUGAUUUGAGAAAGUCUUAGACGUUUUUUUACUUUAAAACUGUUGUUACACAUCAAAAGUGGCGUAUGAAGAUCGUAAA